UCAAAUCUGAUAUGAGAUGAAUUAUCAGUGAUUCAUAAGAUCAUGUCACUGUAACGAAUGUUGACUAACUUGUGUUAAAAAGUAUGUUGCCUUCUGGCAGGGUUCAGCCAGCCAACUCAUUUGGACACAGAACCACCUUACCAUGCAUGAGAAAUGGCAAUGAAUUUAGCUAAUCAUUUGUGAGGACAAACCUAGCUUGAUAUUACUAUUAAAACUUGUCAAUGUCAUCACAUGCAUGCUGCUCUGAAUUGCAGGAGAGGUCUUACUUCAGUCUUACCCACAGUAUGUCAGCUACAGAUGGAGGUGCGUGGCCUGCCUCCCACCUGACCAUCACUGUCCUUCAGGCACGGCGCCUUCGGCCCAAGAACCGCCAAGGUGGCAGCAACCCCUACGUACAGGUGCAGCUGGGCAACCACAGCUUCACCACACAGCAUGCAUGCAACACACUCUGCCCGGUAUGGAACGACGCCAUGAUCUUCGCACUGCCCACCCCACAGGACGAUGCCAUGGCGAUGACCCUGACGGUCAUGCACAGGCGUUUGCUGGCUGCUCUGCCGGAUAAGUUUCUGGGUCGUGUCGAGAUCCGCCUGGUCGACGUGUGCCGGGACCAUCAGCCAGGCAACAGAAAGUGGCUGACUCUUGAAUCCAAGCCCAAACAGAAAGUGAAGGACAGAGGGGAGAUGGAAGUCUCAUUCUGCCUGGGCAACCUCCACUCCUACACCCGAGCACACACCCAGCUCUCCUCCAUCUGUCCUGCCAGCGACGGCGGCUGGGGGAGCUCAAGGCUCCGUGGAUCGUCUUCUGUUCAGACGGCGGAGAAAUGUGAGCCAAUCCAGCCAUCUUGCGCUGCAGUUCCAGGACUGGAGCAGGCCCCGCCAUCUGUAGCGGUGCACACCCACGAGCCAGCAGCCAGCCCGGAGUGCGUCAGCAGCAGCAGCGGCCAUGGUGAAUCCCCUGAACACGCUGUGCAGGCUCUAUCUGACCACAGCAGCUUGAACGAAACAACAGCAGCCAAGAACGAAACAACAGCAGCCAAAAUCACUGAUGGCCAAGCAGGAGAUGGCACUCCUCCACAGCAGGUGAAUGAAGAUGGACAUCGCGCGUCCUGUUACUCCAGCAGUGGCACCCAGACUUCCCCUCCACCUGCUCUAGCGAGCCCUGGCAAAAGUGCUGCCGGGUCAACAGGCGAUGAUACUGGACAGCCCAACAAGCUUCAGCAUUGGCUGAGAUACCUCCUAAGGCACCUGCAGUACCGGUGGGGGGGUGGGGCCAACAGGGGAGAAACGCAGCCUCUGCAUGACCCUGAUGCAGUCCCAGAGUCCUCAAUUAGGGCCAAGGGCAUCUCUGAGUCUCCCAGAGGAAUUGCACCAGGGCCCAGCCAAUUCAAGUCAGAGAGGCUAAACGUGCUGUGUGGGUGGGUGGACCAGUGCUUAGGAAGAAUGUGAAUUGGCAAGAAUGUGAAUUGGGAACAUGUGAACAUAUUACAAUUAAGGGUGUCACUGAGACUUGUUUUGAGAGUGUAAACUUUCU
Messenger RNA from Clupea harengus (Atlantic herring), 1530 nucleotides. RefSeq lists its product as uncharacterized. Gene Ontology annotation, molecular function: small GTPase binding. Gene Ontology annotation, cellular component: intracellular membrane-bounded organelle. NCBI's taxonomy places the organism in Eukaryota, Metazoa, Chordata, Actinopteri, Clupeiformes, Clupeidae. The record is from RefSeq and is a predicted model, not a curated record. Gene Ontology annotation, biological process: regulated exocytosis.